Messenger RNA from Ruditapes philippinarum (Manila clam), 5171 nucleotides. RefSeq lists its product as uncharacterized. The transcript has 9 exons. The coding region runs from base 408 to 1880 and encodes 490 amino acids. The record is from RefSeq and is a predicted model, not a curated record. Lineage: Eukaryota; Metazoa; Mollusca; Bivalvia; Venerida; Veneridae.
CAUUGACUUCGAUAAAACAUAAUCCAUUUCAUUUACAAGGCAGUUUAGACAAAUGACAGACAUUUUCAGGUUGGAUAACAGUAAUAAAGGUCGUUAUAAAAGUAAAUACAAUCGUUGUUAGAUUGGAGGCCUUUGCAAGAGGAAUCCGUUUUAGUUUUUUAUCAUACACAAAAAGGACAUAGUAUUUCUAUAUGCAACAAUGAGAAGUUAGUUUCAGGUUCAUAAAGGACAUGUUCUGUGUGUAUGGAUCGAGGUCUAGUUUCAAGCAAAUGCACAUAUAAGAGGUAUCAAUUUCAGAAAUAAAACAAUUAUAAACACGUGAUCACGACACAGUCACAGACGAAAGAUUUUGUUAGCAGGGUCUUAUAAGAUAAGUGAGUCUUGAAACAAGAAUAUAACUUCCACAAAUGAUGGAUUCGUUGUUAAAAAAAGACGGUUUUUUGAACUGGAUGAAAAGUCAUAUGGCAAUGAAUUUGACAAAACAGGGAAUAGAAUCCACUUUGGAAGACGAUUUAAAUAAGUUCAUCCAAACAGCCCUCACAAAGCACAAGAUAAAUAAAAGUUCCAUUUGCAACUCAUGUACGACUGAACUUAUUUUGAGCUGUCCAACGAAAAACUUUUGUGACAAGGGACGUCAAAAUAGAUGUGUUUCCCAUAGUUCAACGAUUCAAGGAGAGGUACCUGGAAGAAAAUGUGCAAAGGACAUUUGCCAUCAUAUCCGAGACGAAAUACGAAAACAGCACAGACAGAUACCUAAUUGGAAAAGUACAGACGCAACAAGAUGGUGCACCGACUUAGUCGAAAUAGCGAAAUGUUUUGUGCCUCCUACAAAUCGUUACAGAAAUGCCAAGAGUCUUAAAGAUGUGGAUUUUAAUGGGUAUCUUUCCAUACUUAUAUGUAAGAAAAGUUUUGGACGCACAAUGCCAAAUCUGCUCCGUGAGAAAGUAAAUAAGGUCACUAAGAUGCGUGAUAUGGGCAAUGAUAUUAGACAUUCUGGAGAUUUGAUUGUUUCACGAACAAACCUAGAAACUUAUAUUGACAGUUUGAUAAGUCUUCUUUCCGAUGCUGAAUGUUUGGCUCAUAACGAAACAGCACAAGAAGCAGUGAAACAGCUUAACUUGCUGAAGAAGAAUGAAAUAACUGUUCAUGUGGAAGAUCUAAAUAAAGCGUUAGAGACCGCCGGUGAAGAAAUAGAUUCUUCCACUGGAAAGGAAAAAGAAAUGCAGAAUAAAGAAGAUGCGAUGCAGAUACCGCGUAAAUUGAUAAACGACAUUAAAUCGGAGGUAGCCAACAAAGAAACUCUACCACUUGCACAACUAGAUUACAUAGUCACAAUAAAGUUGCAGGCUCUUAUAAAAAUGAAAGAAGAAAUUAAAAGUGAAGUAGUCGAUGAAAUUCUCCGAAAGGGAAUUGCAAAUGAUUUUCCUCAGCAAGCCUAUGGUUUUGAUAUACUUUCCUGUUUGAAGUACAAACGCCUUUGUAAAAGGUUACGCCAUGAUUUAGUAAAAUUUUACAAACGUUCCCAAGGAACAUUACCUAUCUCUCCGUUGGUAAUAGAAAAUGAUGUUCCGCUUGAAGAAGUUUACGUGCAGCCAACAAUCAGAUCAAUAGAAAUAACAAAUGCAUUCCUAGAUGCAAAUAAUGCUUCAUCUAAAAAUGAAAUAUGUUCAUACAAAGAUAUUUUCUUUUCCGGUAAACAACCGUAUACAGAAGUUUAUGUCAUUGCAAAGGCGGGGAUCGGAAAGACCUCAUUUGUAAAAAAGGUUUGCUUGACAUGGUGCCAGGCACAUUUACCGGUUAUUAAGGCAGCAAUGUUUUAUCAAACGGAAGAUCUUACAUCUUUGAAGAUGUUUGAUUUUAUUGUUUUUUUAUAUCUUUAAAAGAAACAGAUACAAAUGAGUGCCAUAUAAAUAAAAUGAUAUACCACAUGUUGCAAAAAAGCAUGCCUGACCCUAACAUUUACAGCAGAAGAUUUUUGGACAAAAUAUUGCUCGAAAAGAAUGUGUUGAUUAUACUUGAUGGGUUGGAUGAAUGGAUGCAUCCAGAAAACUGCAAACACAAGGGUGAUGUUAUUCCCCAUCGACGACAUUGGCCAAACUGUACAAUCCUCACUACAACACGUCCAUGGAAACUUUAUUCAUCAAAAAUUCAAAACAGUCAAAUCGAUAUGCUAUAUGAGCUUCUUGAAUUCGACGAGACAAAAUCAAACCAGUUAUUAGCUUCGGCCGUAAGCUAUUUAAUAGAGCGUAUAGGACUUCAAAAAAGGUAGAAGACUUUCGAACCGCUGUGUCAUCUACAAAAAUUGAUGCUUUAAUGUCCAUACCUUACAUAUUUUUACAGUUGAUUUGCCUAUGGUUCGACGACUAUACAAUAGGAAAUUCUCAAUGUCAGAUCUAUAGCAACACUAUAGAACUCAAUCUUGUUCGAGGUAAGAGCUUUACAGACGUGACUGUCACAGAAACUGCCUCAAAUGAAAGUGUAAAUCAUCCUGUGUGCUUGUCAGCAAAUAAAGAGUGUUUGCAUCACUACCAGCAACUUUUAAGGCUUGGGAAAUUAGCAUUUGAAACACUUACCAGUGGGAGAAACGAAUCAGCACUUCUUUUUGAGGACCAUAUAGUGGACAAAUUUAUCUCAACCGAUGAACAAAGCCUUUUCCUUAACAAAGGAUUGUUAUCCCAGAAUAAAGACUAUACAAAGAUUUCAGGUAGGAAAAGUAACUUUUCGUUUCAGCAUAAAACCAUUCAAGAAUAUUUCGCUGCACUGUAUAUUCAUGCGAGUACAUGCAAUCCAGAUUUAAAAAAGAGUCUUCUUACGGAGUACAGUACAUUGGAAUCCAUUUUGCAGCUGUCAAAUAUGUUUGUAUUCCUGGGUGGCUUUAGUCCUGUGGCUUAUGAGAAUAUUGCAGAUUUACAGAGGUCUAUAAUGUCAACAGACGAAACAAUAAGUCGCUACAGGUGCCGUUUAUCUGGAAGAACGUCAUUACCAGAGUAUCGAAAAUGUUGGGAAGUUGUAAAGUCGUUUCAGUCUAUGCAGACUGAUAUCUUACAAGAAAUGUUGAGAAACAAUCAUCGAGACUUUUACUUAUAUCUAGAGGAUAUUGUAUUAGAUAAUUCAAUUACUAACAAAAGGUUCAAAACACUCGUAAAGAUCAUCCGGAAAAAUAUACAGAUAAUAUCAAAUCAUUAAGUAUAGAGCAAAGUAGGUCAACAAAAGAAGUGUCAGAUAGACUCUUAAAAAUUGAUCUUCCAAAUUUGAAAUGCCUUCAGAAGAUAGAAGUUAUUGCUACGCCACCAAAACAUGAUCUUGAACAAUUAUUGACAAACUCUGAAAAAACAUUAAAAUGCCUCGACUUAUGUUUUGCAAACUUUAUCGAUGGACAAUACCUCACAAAGUAUACAAAACUUCCCCGUGAGAUUAUAAGAACAGUAUUUGGCAUGGAUCUUUUGACGUCAUUACGCCUAAAUAGCAUUCGUUUAUCUCAUACAGACAUUCAAGAUUUACUUGCUCACAUAAAUGGAAAGUCAGAAAUGACAGAGGUUGGGUUGUGUCAUAUUGUAUGUGAAGAUUCGGACCACAGCGGAGAAUGUGGCGUAUUAGAUCUUUCAAGACAUAAGAAUCUGCAGACGUUACGGCUUGGCAACAUACCUAUCUCAACACUAAGAGUCAAUCCUUCUGUUUUAAACAUGUGUUAUACUGGAAAACUUUCAACCAAUGUUCACAAGGAAUUGGAAGGCAGUCUGCCAAAUGCAGCAAAUCUUGACACGCUACGCUUAAAGAACCUUUCAAAAGAACAGGUAUCCCUCUACGCGGCGGGAACCUUUACAAAGUUGACGCAAAUAAAAAGUUUUGCAAUUGAAUAUGCUGAUUUUAGUGAUAGAAAAUUCGUCUUAGCUCCUGAAAUGAGAAGUCUUGAACGUGUACAUCUUUACGAGGUAACAUUAACCACUCAUGCACUUCAAGAGUUAAUUCGUAGCGUCGACAACCUUUCUAAAGCCGUUCUUAUUAUAAUAGAAAGUUGCGAUAUUAUACCUUCAUGCUGCUUAACAUACCAUAUGAUAACAAACAAGAUCAGAAAGUCAACCAAGUAUAGGGUAAGGUUCGACAGCAAGAAAAAGUUUUCAUUCGAAACAGGAUAUGUAAAUUUCGAGGCAAAGGACACUUGGGUUAGUGGGCUGUUUAUGGUAGCUGGACUGGUUGUUGCUAUCCUCGGAGUCUUAGUUAUGUUUCUUUUCGUUAUCUAAUGAACAGUUUGAAUUGUUGUGCUUCUCUUAUUCUAGAUUUAUUAGUAUAUAUAUACAAAACAUAUGACCAUUCAGUCGGAGCACAUACACAUUUACAUAGUUUGUAUUUAGUUUAAAGAAAAUAAAUACAAUUUUUAAAAAACAACAGUUACUAUAGCGUUUCAAUUUAAUUAAUAAGAAACGUCUCGAAUAACCGAAUCCAUAAUUGCCGAUAAAGAAAACACGGUGUUUACACCAUGAAUGUUUAGUUUUGCCCACAUUUCAGUCCUCAUUAUCAUUAUCACUAACUAACUAACUAACUAACUAACUAACUAACUAACUCACUCACUCACUCACUAACUAACUACUUACUAACUUACUAAUUAACAGGAAAUAUUCUUUAAUUUUAAAAACAUUCUUCAUUGGAACAUGUGAUUCAAAACAAACCUAAGAAUAUUGCAUGAACGAGUUGCCAAAGCUGAAAAAUUGAAACAUUUUAAUUGAACUAAAGCCGUCACGGUGAGUACAAAACAUAAGAUACAAGUUGAUAUAAAUAAAGGAAUAACAUUGUUUAUGAAUAAAUAUUACAUUUGAAUAUUUUUCAAUGAUCAUAAUUCUGGAUCGGUCCCUGUAACAAGUAAUAUUAUAAGCCAUAUAAAAAUUUAUGAAAUUUUAAACGCUUUCAUUGCAAGUGUCCAACAUUUUAUAAAUUUAUAGCUCUCAUGUCAACAAUAAAAAAAAAGAUAGCUGUUACCGAGAUCUGUUUCUCUUGUAUAUAAAAGGAAUUGUAUAAUGCAACAAGAAAAUUAUUAUAGAUAAGUAAAGAAAUUUCGUUAUAUAAAUAUAUGUGUCUUAAGUUAAUGAAUCAUUCCUUGUCAUAAUUUUAUUUUUAAUCGUAAAUUUUCGUUUGAAACAACCUCUUCUGUUGAUUACUUUAUGACAAUUACUGAA